AUGAGUGUUCUAAGUGAUCCACAAAAGAGAGCAAUCUAUGAUCAGUAUGGUGAAGAAGGACUAAAAGGGCAAGUGCCACCACCAGAUGCUGGAGGACCUGGUGGGACAACAUUUUUCUCAACAGGAGAUGAACCAAAUGUGUUUACAUUCAGUCCUAGAAACGCCAAUGAUAUUUUUGCUGAAUUUUUUGGGUCUUCAAGCCCAUUUGGAGGAAUGCCUUUUGGAGGAAUGGGAGGGGGUAGUGGCAUGAGGGGAAAUUCAAGGUUUUCCGGUGGAAUGUUUGAGGAUGGUAUGUUCAGUUCAUUUGGGGAUGGCAGACCAAUGAGUUCAGGUCCUGUGUAAGAAAGGGAAACUUAGAUUGAACUUUGUUCCCCAAGUGUUCGAUGAAUUGUCUAUGUAAAAGUUGCUCUGUUUUGGACAUUUGACAUGCUGCCCACGGUGAAGCUGGUUUUGUUAUGUUGGAAGACAUUGAGUUACUGCCUCUUAGAAGGAUUGAAUUGCAAAUUGUACACUUGUUUUGGAACUCAUUCAAUUUUGUAAAUCUUAAAACAAUGAAAAAGAAAAGAUUACAAUUUUGCAGUGAUACUUGAAACAUGUUCGAUGAUAUUCCAAAUAGAAAAUAGAG
Messenger RNA from Ilex paraguariensis (yerba mate), 625 nucleotides. The record is from the annotation of a GenBank genome assembly. NCBI's taxonomy places the organism in Eukaryota, Viridiplantae, Streptophyta, Magnoliopsida, Aquifoliales, Aquifoliaceae.